Messenger RNA from Chiroxiphia lanceolata (lance-tailed manakin), 1607 nucleotides. It is a transcript of the gene FAM78B, whose product is annotated as family with sequence similarity 78 member B. NCBI's taxonomy places the organism in Eukaryota, Metazoa, Chordata, Aves, Passeriformes, Pipridae. The transcript is spliced from 3 exons. Bases 1 to 786 code for a protein of 261 amino acids. The record is from RefSeq and is a predicted model, not a curated record.
AUGGGGUGCCUGCAGAGUGUGGCCUGCAAGGCGCGGGUGCGCCGGGAGCAAAUCGUGGUGUCGGACGUGUCGGCCACCAUCGAGCCGGCGGCCACGGCCAUCGAGGAGAGCUCGCCGGUGGUGCUGCGGUACCGCACGCCCUACUUCCGCGCCUCCGCACGCGUGCUCAUGCCGCCCAUCGCCCGGCGCCACACCUGGGUGGUGGGCUGGAUCCAGGCCUGCAACCACAUGGAGUUCUACAACACCUACAGCGACCUCGGCGUGUCAAGCUGGGAGCUGCCCGACCUGCGAGAAGGAAGAGUAAAAGCCAUCAGCGAUUCGGAUGGUGUGAGCUACCCCUGGUAUGGAAACACCACAGAAACCGUGACCCUGGUCGGGCCCACAAACAAGAUCUCCAGGUUCUCGGUGAGCAUGAAUGACAAUUUCUACCCCAGUGUGACAUGGGCUGUCCCCGUGAGCAACAGUAACGUGCCGCUGCUGACCAGGAUUAAGAGGGACCAGAGCUUUACCACGUGGCUGGUGGCCAUGAACACCACCACCAAGGAAAAGAUCAUCUUGCAGACUAUAAAGUGGAGGAUGCGAGUGGACAUUGAGGUUGAUCCCAUGCAGCUGCUGGGGCAGCGGGCACGGCUGGUGGGAAGGACUCAGCAGGAGCAGCCCCGGAUCCUCAGCAGAAUGGAGCCCAUCCCACCAAACGCACUAGUGAAGCCCAACGCCAACGACGCCCAAGUCCUCAUGUGGAGACCCAAGCGAGGGCAGCCUAUAGUCGUGAUACCUCCCAAGUAGAGCAGUGCCAGGCACGCACGUGAGGACCUGGGUGCUCUCAGCCUGCUGCAAACGAACAGGGUUUCUGAGCCAAAGCAGACCUCUUGGGUUCUCCUGCCUUUGUCGUUGUGGUUGGAAACAUGGCUCCUCCUGAGUCAGAAAUAGAGCCUGGCUGGCACGAGGGCACAGAAGAGGGUGUGCCCAGCUGGAGGAUUUCCCAGGAAGUGGAAUUGAGUGCUUGCAGGGGCUUGUGGCUGGCACAGAGGCUGUCUGACCUAAACGACUCGUCUUUCCUUGUAGGGCAGUGCAAGAUGCCAUGGGUGUGAUUGAACCGUGCCCGUGGUGAAUGCUGCUUUCCACCCAGCUGGAGGUAGAAGUGAAGGCCUGCUGGAUGCGAAGGGCUCCUGCAGUGCCCCUUCCUGCUGGGGCACCGGUCCCCAUGGUGUCCUUACCUAUGCAUUUCAGAUUGAAGCUCGGAGCCCCCGCGCUCCCUCCCGUGCCCAUCCAUAUUUAUUGACCCGGCCUCCUGGCGUUUCUCUGUUCGGCUCCCGCUGGAUUUGCUGUUGCCAGUCCCCGGAGAUGGUGAGAAGAGCCAGGACAUAUGAAUGUCACUAUGGAGAAAAGACCAAACCAGGUAUUCUGCUGCCGCGUGGGGAAAAUCGGAAGGAGAGGAAAGCUGGUUUUGCAGAGUGCCUUAAACACAAAUGACUUUACCGAGUCUUGGACUGGUAAAUGACUUUACUUGGCUUGGACUUCUGUCUCUGGAUGUUAUUACCAACUCGAACAAAUGUUGCAUUUCACUUCUCUGGGAUUAAAAGAAAACCACUCGAGCUGUACUGGAA